Molecule: messenger RNA, 2120 nt
Organism: Pseudomyrmex gracilis
Lineage: Eukaryota; Metazoa; Arthropoda; Insecta; Hymenoptera; Formicidae
Gene: Flo2
Product: flotillin-2
Exons: 8
Coding region: 230-1504 (424 amino acids)
Biological process (GO): protein localization to plasma membrane; regulation of myoblast differentiation
Cellular component (GO): plasma membrane
Source: RefSeq, a predicted model, not a curated record
UUCGUUGAUAUCGUAACCUCUCGUAACAAGUAACGUGAGAAAAUUGUCGUAUGUUAUUAAUGAUUCACCGGGCAUUUUAAAUCAAUUUGUGUUUUAUUACAUCGUCCUAUAUACAUCUAAUAUUAUUCACACUCGUAUUCAGUGCUAUAGUUUCUUUACCGCGAUUUUUUCCGUCCCGUUCUCCUUUCGUAUAUCUUUUUGGUUAGAAAAGAAAGGAUUAAUUCUUGCAAUGGGAAACGUUCAUACUUGCGGCCCAAACGAAGCUCUCGUUGUGUCAGGUGGGUGCUGUGGUUCAAUGAGAAAGAGAACAAUCGUCGGUGGAUAUGCGUUUACCUGGUGGUUCGUCACUGAUGUGCAACGGCUAUCAUUAGAAGUGAUGACUCUAAACCCGGUAUGUGAGAGCGUGGAGACGGCACAGGGUGUACCACUGACGGUCACCGGAGUAGCGCAAUGCAAGAUCAUGAAGGCUGAUGAGUUGUUGCACACAGCCAGCGAACAAUUUCUUGGGAAAAGUGUUCACGAGAUCAAAUCCACAAUUUUGUCUACUUUGGAAGGUCAUCUUCGAGCUAUAUUAGGAACGCUCUCAGUGGAGGAAGUUUAUAAAGAUCGGGAUCAAUUUGCGGCUCUUGUGCGGGAGGUCGCUGCGCCAGAUGUUGGACGUAUGGGUAUCGAGAUUCUUUCUUUCACGAUAAAGGACGUUUACGACGACGUUCAGUAUUUAACAUCGCUCGGAAAAGCACAAACGGCUGCUGUUAAAAGAGACGCCGAUGUUGGCGUCGCGGAAGCAAAUCGCGAUGCAGGCAUUAGGGAAGCGGAAUGCGAGAAAUCGGCGAUGGACAUAAAGUAUAACACUGAUACGAAGAUAGAAGACAACGCAAGACUCUACCAAUUGCAGAAAGCUAAUUUCGAUCAGGAAGUAAACACAGCUAAAGCGGAAGCUCAGUUAGCUUAUGAACUUCAAGCAGCGAAGAUAAAACAGCGAAUACGAAACGAAGAGAUACAAAUAGAAGUCGUAGAAAGACGCAAGCAAAUCGAAGUUGAGGAACAAGAAGUACGCCGUAAAGAACAUGAACUUCAAAGUACAGUACGAUUACCAGCCGAAGCUGAAUUCUAUAAAAUGGGAAGAAUAGCUGAAGGAAAGAGAACUCAGACUGUAAGCGCAGCAAAAGCUGAAGCUGAAAAAAUUCGAUUGCUUGGAGAAGCGGAAGCCCACGCUUUAGAAGCCGUUGGUAUAUCGGAAGCUGAGCGCAUGCGAAUGAAAGCGGCAGUUUACAAGAAGUACGGCGAAGCAGCGAUAUUAAAUAUAACUCUAAAUGCCUUGCCAAAGAUCGCGGCUGAGGUCGCAGCUCCGUUAGCAAGAACAGAAGAAAUCGUGCUUCUCGGAGGAAGCGACGCAACCAGCGGAGAACUUACGCGUCUCGUAGGACAAGUACCUCCAGCUGUACAAGCAUUGACUGGUGUAGAUCUUUCCAAAGUAUUAGGUAAAAUACCGGGAGCAAAGUAAUACUGACACUGGGAUUCACAGAAACAGCGACUAAACGUAAAUCUGGCAACGGUUUGAAUAAGGUGUGAACCUGUACUGCCAAAGAGGUUUAUCUGCUAUUCUAUUUUCUAAUAAUGUAAGAUUCCGCUUUUUUCUCUUUCCCGAAUCUUGCUCUACCUCAAGUCUAGAUGACGCAGCGUUGCUCCAGCAGACACGCUUUCAUUCUUUAUUGUGCGGAUAAAUCCGUUCGAGAUGCCCGCGUCGUACUCGCGCGUUCUUUAGUUUAAAAAUGUACGUAUAGAACGUACGCGAUAAUAUUCCACGUCGUUGAUGUAAUAUCGUUGCAAACGUGAACUUAGGGAAUGGGCGACUAGCGUGAUCUUGAAUUACAAAUUCAUUAGAAGUGAAAUCUACUAAUUUAAAACACACGACAAUCUUCUACAUUUUCGCUACAUUAUAUUAUUCCAGUUACAGAUAUUGAUCGGUUAUUAACUUUACAAAAAAGUUCUGUCCAUGAUCGUGUACCUAACUAAGGACCGAUUAUGAAUAAGUCGCAAUAACACGAUUGCUUGUUAGUGGUGGAAUGCAUAAAAUGACGACAUAAUUGCUUAUAUAAUAAAUGUUUGUUCUUAGAUAC